GCUAACAUAAUCGGCUAGCCGAGCUCGUCUGAAGGUGCCGACGUACUCCAGUCCUCGGCGACUUGCUAAAACAGAAUUCAGCAAUUGACUUGCAGGCACUACCUCAUCACUUAACUAUCAUUCCAUACGGACUUCGCAAAUAUGUCUGACGACGACAGAGAGACCAAGCCCUUCAAGUUUGUGACUGCUGGGUUCGAUGCGCGCUUCCCAAACCAGAACCAAACGAAACAUUGCUGGCAAAACUAUGUCGACUACCACAAGUGCAUCAUUGCCAAGGGAGAGGACUUCGCUCCUUGCCGCCAGUUCUUUUUGGCAUACCGAUCAUUGUGCCCAAGUGCCUGGGUUGAACGCUGGGACGAUCAGCGCGAAAACAACACCUUCCCAGCCCGUUUGGAUUAGUGCAUCAUGAACGGGUUUGGCGGAGGUCAUGAUGUUGGUUGGCCUUGAAGCAGGAAACGAAGGAUGGACAUUGUAGAGUAGAAGUCGGUAGAACAAAUUCAUUGGCUACGCCUGUUAUUAUCACCG
Molecule: messenger RNA, 525 nt
Organism: Pseudogymnoascus verrucosus
Lineage: Eukaryota; Fungi; Ascomycota; Leotiomycetes; Thelebolales; Thelebolaceae
Gene: COX12
Product: Cytochrome c oxidase polypeptide vib
Exons: 5
Coding region: 142-399 (85 amino acids)
Cellular component (GO): mitochondrion; respiratory chain complex IV
Source: RefSeq, a predicted model, not a curated record